AGUUAAAACCACAAAGGGUGAGGAGGAAGUCACCAUAAAGUCAGAAAAAUAACUGCUUUGCUAAUAUAUUUGAUUUUUUUUUUGUAUUUUGUAGGGAUUGAGUUGAGCCUACAUAAAUUCACUUCUCAGAUUUCUGUGUAAGAAUCUAACAAUAGUAAAGUUAGUUAUCUCCUUGCCACAGAGUUCAAUCUCCAGCAUGUACAUGUGGCCACUGCUGAUAAACAAACUGUUUAGUUUUCUGUAAUAGCAGUUGAAAAUAUGAAGUGAAGGAGAUGCCUGAUAAUUUCCCACUUGGCUGAAUUCCAGGAAACCGGUGAUCUUUUUGGGGGAUAAAGAAUAAUUCACAACUUAAAAUUGUGGACUAACAAAGUUUAGUGGAAAGGAGAAUGGUUAACAUUACUUCAUAUGUGUUCAGUGAGAAGAGGCCCAAAAAUCCAACCCUAGACAACUUCGAAGCAGAAGAGAAGCAAAGUGAAAUGGAUUCAUCUAUUCCUAAUCUUGUCACUGAGUAUGAAGAAUUUAAACCAUCAACAGAAAUUGACAUUGCUCCAGGUGAAAGGAGAAAAUUUAUACAACCAAAUUCACUCAAGGAUCCGAAAUUGGAUCAAUUAAUGACGUUUCUCAUUGACUGGAUCAAUGCUACAUUGAAGCAGGAUCAUAUUGUUGUCCAAUCAUUGGAGGAAGACCUAUAUGAUGGAUUAGUACUACACCAUCUGCUAGCACAUUUAGGAAACAUCAAGCUGGAUGUGGAGGAAAUUGCUGUGUCUGCCAAUGCACAGAAACAGAAACUACGUGUCAUAUUGGAUACUGUAAACCAACUUCUACAAAUUACAGAUGAUCAUAAUCUGAACUGGAGUACUGAAUUAAUCCAUAAAAAGGAUUUGGUCUCCACAUUGCAUCUUUUGGUCGCCAUUGUGAAACACUUCAAUCCUGACAUUGACCUUCCGCAAAAUGUGUGUGUGGAAACACUCGUACUUGAGAUUGACAAAACAGGAAUAAAGACGGUAAAUCAGUUGGAAUAUUUCACAGGCAAAAGUGAUGAUACAGAACAAGACCAAAAUCCAGAAGCUGAUGGCAUUAAUGACCUCUUUAAACUUGGGUCCGACAAAGUGAAAAUAGUACAGCAGGCAAUACUUCAUUUCGCUAACAAACAUUUGGGUCGUUUGGGCGUGGUUGUGAAAGACCUCACCACACAGUUUUCCAAUGGGGUGAUCCUGAUUCUGUUAAUUGGGCAGCUAGAAGGCUACUUCAUUCACCUGAGCGAAUAUUUUUUAAAUCCUUCAGAUUACAACGAAAAGCUUUACAAUGUUACAUUUGUGGUGAAACUUCUUAAAGAGAGAGGACUGUUGAAGCACCCAAUUGAUCCUGCAGAUGUUGUAAAUCUGGACAGUAAAGCCACGAUCCGAAUCUUGCAUUGUUUGUUUGCAAAGUACAAGGACAAGUGAAGGAGAGCAUAGCACUUCCUAGCAGCUUGAAAGCAACCUUCAAAUGCCAGGAGUCGAUUGAGUGAAAAAAAUUAACUGUAACACAGAGGUUUAGAGACUUGUACAUAGUCUGUUGAAUGAAUUCCAGAAACUGCCUUUUUCUAUCUUUACAGAAUUAGGCAAAAUUAUCAAGCAGCACAUUUAAGAAUGCUGAAACUUUACAAUUUUUAUACGAUUUGCAAAUAGACAACACCAAGGAGUAAAAUCAUUGUAAUGAAAAAGGGUUCAAUGACAAGGCUCCUAAUUAAUAUAAAGCAAUUAAACCAAGAACAUUAAAAAUUGAAUUUCACUAA
This is a messenger RNA of Chiloscyllium plagiosum (whitespotted bambooshark), 1777 nucleotides long. RefSeq names its product parvin, gamma (gene parvg). Gene Ontology annotation, biological process: substrate adhesion-dependent cell spreading; cell projection assembly; actin cytoskeleton organization. Gene Ontology annotation, molecular function: actin binding. Lineage: Eukaryota; Metazoa; Chordata; Chondrichthyes; Orectolobiformes; Hemiscylliidae. The record is from RefSeq and is a predicted model, not a curated record. Gene Ontology annotation, cellular component: focal adhesion; cytoplasm; actin cytoskeleton.